UCACAUACGGUGAGUUUGUUUAGAGAAUUUAUAUAUUUGCCUCCUACCUCGUAACGUUAUAUCUCAACAUAGAGAAUCCAAGGAAGUAGUCUCCAUGGCGUUGUUUUCCAACGUUUUGUUCUCAACCCCGAAUGCUCCAAUUGCUACUAACAAAACUUCACGAAUUAUUGACAAAUCUAACCUUAUUGCUUCUACUUCGUUGCCUAUGAUUCCCAGAUGUAGCGUUGCUCAUCAACACUUUGAUAAUCGAAAUGCACACCCCACCAUUAGAGAUAAAUUUCGCAUUGAACAUGCAAAUAAAUUGGAGGCAUUCAAGCGUAUAUUUAGAGAAGUUUGUGAAGAUCCAUUUGAUGGUUUGGCCAUGAUUGAUGCAAUCCAGCGCCUAGGCAUCGACCACCAUUUUCAACAUGACAUUGAAAAAGUUCUGCAAAAGCAGCACCAUAUGCUGUCUUGCACUAAUGGUGUUCAUGAUUAUGAUCUUCAUGAGGUAGCCCUUCGAUUUCGAUUACUUAGACAAGAAGGUCACUUUGUCCCAGCAGGAGUGUUUAACAGGUUCAAAGACAGGGAGGGCAGAUUCAGAGAUGAACUAGGCAGGGACAUCAAAGGAUUGAUUGAAUUGUAUGAAGCUUCACAACUGGGAAAAGAUGGAGAAGAUAUUCUUGAUGAAGCCAGAGAAUUUAGUUCCCACAUCCUAAAAAAAUGGCGAACUUCAGAAGUGGACCGUUUUUCUGGUAGAGUUAUAACGAAUACACUGGACCAACCUUAUCAUAAAAGCCUAUCAAGAUUCACAGCCAGAAACUUGCUUACUAAUUUCCAAGGCACAAAUGGAUGGAUAAAUAUCCUCCAAGAACUAGCAAAAAUGGAUUUCAAUAUGGUCCAGUCCUUGCAUCAGGAAGAAAUAGUUCGGAUUUCCCAUUGGUGGAAGGAGCUGGGUUUAGCUAAGGAGUUGGAGUUUGCCAGAGACCAACCAGCGAAAUGGUAUCUUUGGUCCCUGGCUUGCCUCCCUGAUCCAAGCUUGUCAGAGCAACGGAUUGAUCUCACAAAACCCAUUUCCUUAAUCUAUAUGAUUGACGACAUUUUUGAUGUUUAUGGGACACUUGAUGAACUCACCCUCUUCACCCAAGCUGUCGAUAGUUGGGAUUACUCUGAUACUGAUCGACUACCAGAUUACAUGAAAUUGUGCUUCAAAGCUCUUCUUGAUAUCACUGAUGAAAUCAGCCGCAAGGUGUACAAGGAGCAUGGGUGGAACCCUGCCAACUCCUUAAGGAAGGCGUGGACCACUUUGUGCAGAGCCUUUUUGGUAGAAGCGCAAUGGUUUGGUUCAGGGAAGCUGCCAAUGGCCGAAGAGUACUUGGAGAAUGGGAUAAUUAGUUCAGGAGUCAAUAUAAUGCUGGUUCACACUUUCUUUCUCCUUGGCCAUGGCUUAACUAAUCAAAAUGUGGAACUAAUUGACAACAAUCCUGGCAUCAUCAAAUCCACUGGAGCAAUCCUUCGCCUCUGGGAUGACUUGGGAAGUGCCAAGGAUGAGAACCAAGAUGGUCACGAUGGGUCCUAUGUUAAUUACUACAUGAAAGAACACCAAGGCAUUGCGGUUGAAAGUGUUAGGCAGCAUGUUAUCCAUAUGAUUUCGAACGCUUGGAAGGGCCUUAACCGUGAAUGCCUUUCCCCAAAUCAGUUUUCUUUGUCUUUCUCCAAGGCUUCUCUAAAUAUUGCAAGGACGGUUCCAUUGAUGUACAGUUACGAUGAAAACCACUGCCUUCCUAGCUUGGAAGAGUACAUGAAGUCCCUCCUCUAUGAAAGUGUACCCAUGAAAACUCAUUUCUGAAAUAUGACAUAUACUUCUAUGAAAGUAUACAUCAUAUUUACCUAUCGUCACUUCUUUAGUUACUUUCCAUUACAACACUUCAAUGGUUGUAAUUAACUCGUUGCUUAAUCGUUAGAUUAAUAAGUUUUAUAUUUUAACUCUUUCCAUCUUCUCUA
Durio zibethinus is the source of this 1980-nucleotide messenger RNA. RefSeq names its product (3S,6E)-nerolidol synthase 1-like. The record is from RefSeq and is a predicted model, not a curated record. Gene Ontology annotation, molecular function: magnesium ion binding; terpene synthase activity. Gene Ontology annotation, biological process: diterpenoid biosynthetic process. Lineage: Eukaryota; Viridiplantae; Streptophyta; Magnoliopsida; Malvales; Malvaceae.